UUUGCACCUACAAGGGGAUGAGGUGAGCUACGUCAUUGAAACCUGACAUGAAGAGCCUCCUCCAGCAAACAGACCCCUUCUGAUGGACGCCUGGGCUGCAGUGGCCCCAGUCAAUAUGGCCAAUGUGCUGGCACUGCUGGAACACGUCCCUGCAUGUUCUCAGUGAGGACAGGGAAGGAAAGAGAGUCAGAGCGGCGGGGCUGUGGACGACGAUGGAUCGGAACCGCAGUCACUCCGUGAAGCUGAAUGAUGGACACUUCAUCCCAGUGCUUGGAUUAGGCACUUACGCUCCUGAUGCGAUUCCUAAGAGCGAGGCUGGCAAGGCGACCAAAGUGGCCAUUGAGGUAGGUUACCGACACAUUGAUGCAGCAUACCUGUAUCAAAAUGAGAAUGAGGUCGGAGAGGCCAUUCGAGAGAAGAUUGCAGAUGGUACCGUGAAGAGAGAGGACAUAUUCUACACCACCAAGCUUUGGGCUACUUUCUUUCGACCAGAAUUGGUUCAACCAGCGCUGGAAAGAUCUCUGAAGAAACUGCAACUGGACUAUGUGGAUCUCUUCCUUAUUCAUAUGCCAUGUGCUCUGAAGCCUGGGGAGGAAUUGCUGCCAGAGGAUGCAAGUGGGAAACUCAUAUUAGACACUGUGGACAUUCGUGACACAUGGGAGGCCCUGGAGAAGUGUAAAGACUUGGGUUUAGCCAAGUCCAUCGGAGUGUCCAAUUUCAAUCACAAGCAGCUGGAGAUGAUCCUGAACAAACCAGGGCUCAAGUACAAGCCCACCUGCAACCAGGUGGAAUGUCACGUUUAUCUCAAUCAGAGCAAACUCCUAGAGUUCUGCAAGUCCAAGGACAUUGUGCUAGUUGCCUACAGUGCUCUGGGAUCCCACAGAAACCCAAAGUGGGUGGACAGUAACAGCCCACAUCUGUUGGAGGAGCCAGUCUUGAAAGCCAUUGCCAAGAACCACCAUCGAAGCCCAGGCCAGGUGGCCCUGCGCUACCUGCUGCAGCGGGGCAUAGUGGUCCUGGCCAAGAGCUUCAAUGAGAAGAGAAUCAAAGAGAACUUCCAGGUGUUUGACUUUGAAUUGACUCCAGAGGACAUGAAAGGGAUCGACAGCCUCAACAGAAAUUUCCGAUACAGUAAAUUUGAAUUUAUUGCUAAUCACCCGUAUUACCCAUUUUUGGAAGAAUAUUGACCGUGAGCUAUCAAAUAUCACUACCAGAAGUUCCUGCUUCUAGGAUGUGUGAAGAGGAUGUCUGUAGAUGGCGGAGGAGAUUAGGAAGCAGUGUCUGUAGUUUCAGGUUGCUCUCUUUUCAUUUUUUCACUGAUAAAAUAACAAAGAUUUCAAAAUGA
Lemur catta (Ring-tailed lemur) is the source of this 1345-nucleotide messenger RNA. Its product is annotated as aldo-keto reductase family 1 member C15-like. Gene Ontology annotation, molecular function: aldose reductase (NADPH) activity; steroid dehydrogenase activity; ketosteroid monooxygenase activity. Bases 123 to 1187 code for a protein of 354 amino acids. NCBI's taxonomy places the organism in Eukaryota, Metazoa, Chordata, Mammalia, Primates, Lemuridae. The record is from RefSeq and is a predicted model, not a curated record. Gene Ontology annotation, cellular component: cytosol. Gene Ontology annotation, biological process: steroid metabolic process. The transcript has 11 exons.